Drosophila serrata is the source of this 2325-nucleotide messenger RNA. RefSeq names its product DNA ligase 1 (gene DNAlig1). Gene Ontology annotation, cellular component: nucleus; mitochondrion. The record is from RefSeq and is a predicted model, not a curated record. Lineage: Eukaryota; Metazoa; Arthropoda; Insecta; Diptera; Drosophilidae. Gene Ontology annotation, molecular function: DNA ligase (ATP) activity; DNA binding; ATP binding. Gene Ontology annotation, biological process: Okazaki fragment processing involved in mitotic DNA replication; lagging strand elongation; DNA recombination.
AUAAUUAUUGAUAGCAACGCGAUAUAUAUUUGUUUAUAAACUUCCUCAAAAUGCAAAAGUCCAUAACCUCCUUCUUUAAGAAGAAAUCCGAUGCCGCAGACAGCCCCUCACCGCCGAAAAAAAUGCCGAGAAUCGACAAGAAAGCUGACCUGCCAGAAGAGACCUGUGUUAAGACCGAAAAUGCCUCCCCAGAACUCAAGCCCAAGGCGGAACGGAUGUCAAUAUCUCCAGAGAAGACAAUUGCUCCAAAGAGUGUCAAGGAGGAAUUGGAUGCCACCACUGAUAGGAAGGUCACAACCAUAGGACUUAACUCUACCGCGAAAGAUAGCAAAGAGGAUGUGGAGAACUACGACCCAUCGACGGACUCCUAUCAUCCGCUUAAAGACGCCUACUGGAAGGACAAAAAGGUAACUCCCUACUUGGCACUGGCUCGCACAUUCCAGGUCAUCGAAGAGACGAAAGGCCGCCUAAAGAUGAUCGACACACUGAGCAACUUCUUCUGUUCGGUGAUGCUGGUCAGCCCCAGUGAUCUGGUGCCCAGUGUUUACCUCAGCAUUAACCAGCUGGCCCCCGCGUACGAAGGUCUAGAGCUCGGCGUGGCCGAGACCACGCUGAUGAAGGCCAUCUGCAAGGCCACGGGUCGCAACUUGGCGCACAUCAAGUCUCAGACUCAUCUAAUCGGAGAUCUGGGAAUUGUUGCCGAGCAGUCGCGUGUUUCGCAACGCAUGAUGUUCCAGCCGGCGCCGUUGAAUGUGCGGGAUGUGUUCAAGAAGCUGCGGGAUAUAGCCAAGAUAUCUGGCCAAUCGAAAAUGGAUCUCGUUUACAACAUGUUUGUGGCCUGUCGCUCGUCGGAGGCGCGCUUCUUCAUUCGGUCGUUGAUCGGAAAGCUAAGGAUCGGCAUUGCCGAACAGAGCCUGCUCACUGCCCUGGCGAUUGCUUUGGUCAAGAAAAACCACAUCGACGACUGUAAGGCCAGCAAGGUGCCGGAAAUCUACAAGGAUGAAAUUGCGGAGACCACUUUGCUGCUAAAAACUGCCUACAGCCAAUGUCCCAAUUAUGAUAUAAUCAUCCCAGCCAUACUGGAGUACGAUAUUAAGGAGCUGCAGGAACGAUGCCCCAUGCAUCCGGGCAUGCCGCUGCGGCCCAUGCUUGCCCAGCCUACCAAGGGUGUCCAUGAGGUAUUCGAAAGAUUCGGUGGCAUGCACAUCACCUGUGAGUGGAAGUACGACGGCGAAAGAGCUCAGAUCCAUCGCAAUGAGAAGGGUGAGAUCAGCAUUUUCUCGCGCAACUCUGAGAACAACACGGCCAAGUAUCCGGAUUUGAUUGCCAGGAGCAAAGGCUUUCUCAAGGGCGAGGUGGAGUCCUACAUCAUAGAUAGCGAAAUAGUGGCCUGGGACGUGGAACGAAAGCAGAUUCUACCGUUCCAAGUGCUGAGCACGCGCAAACGAAAGAACGUCGACAUCGAGGAGAUCAAGGUUCAGGUUUGCGUCUAUAUUUUCGAUCUUCUGUACAUAAAUGGAAAGGCUUUGGUGACAAAGAAUCUGUCUGAGCGCCGAAAGCUGCUGCUGGAGCACUUUCAGGAAGUCGAGGGAGAGUGGAAAUUCGCCACAGCUCUGGACACCAAUGACAUAGACGAAGUGCAGCAAUUUCUAGAGGAGUCAGUCAAAGGUAACUGCGAGGGUUUAAUGGUGAAGACGUUGGAUGAGGAGGCCACCUACGAGAUAGCUAAGAGAUCACGUAAUUGGCUCAAGCUGAAAAAGGAUUACAUCUCCAAUGUGGGCGACUCUCUGGACUUAGUAGUCAUUGGCGGCUACAAAGGCAAGGGCCGAAGAACAGGCACCUAUGGAGGAUUCCUGCUUGCCUGCUACGAUACAGAGAAUGAGGAAUACCAGAGUAUAUGCAAGAUUGGAACAGGCUUUACCGAUGAGGAUCUGCAGAUGCACUCCGAGUUCUUGGGAAAGCAUGUCGUAAGCAGCGCCAAGUCGUAUUACAGAUACGACUCCAGCUUGGAGCCGGAUCACUGGUUUGAGCCAGUCCAAGUGUGGGAAAUCAAGUGCGCCGACCUGUCUCUCAGCCCCAUACAUAGGGCUGCCAUUGGGAUUGUGGACGGAGAGCGUGGCAUCUCGCUGCGAUUCCCCCGCUUUAUACGAAUCCGAGACGACAAGAACAGCGAGAACGCCACGGAUGCCCAUCAAGUGGCGCAUAUGUAUCAGUCGCAGGAUCAAGUCAAAAACAACCAAAAGACGUCCACACAAAUGGAAAUGGAGGAUGAGUUCUACUGAUCGAUCGUUUAUUUAACAAUAAAAUCAUGUUUUCGCUAUUUAA